CGAAGUGUAAGGGUACCUUGAUAGCAGUGUGGCUCGUGGCGUUACAUCUUAGUCUUGCCAUUUUGGGGUUCCGGUACCAGUAGGCAACCAUGUCGCAGUCGGCUCUCCGGCGCCUGUCGCAGCAGGUUCCGCGGCUUACCCGUGGCCUUAAGACAAGCAACCCGCUUAAGAAGGGCACUGAGAAGUACAGCCACGAGGAGAUUGUUUACGGUGAUGGACAUCACGGUCUGCGCCCUGGGUACCACUAUGACUAUGAGCAUGGUCCGCACUACCUGCAGCCUGAGUCGAUUCCAAACUUCUGGUCGAAGUUCUACGCAUAUGCGGGCCUGACCUACGUGGUCGGCCUAGGUAUUCCGGUGUUUGCCGUCUGGUGGCAACAGAGCAAGCUUAAGGCUGCUUAACUGUUGGCGGCCUUCGUUUAAGAGGCACCUUGGUGGUUGGUGGCUCAACGUGCCAUGUGUUACCACAGAAGUGUGCUUAAAGUAUUGGCUUAUCCACUUUUCACAAUAUUUCUAUAGGGGAGGGCACUGUGGAUCACCUUCCGGUGGCCGAAGGGUGUGCGCGGUAUGAAGGGGGUUUCGUGUGUGUCGCGGUAGUUACCGCACUUCGAGUAGGUAGAUAGAAGUGCUGUAUGGUAAUGGUGACGUAUUUUUGUGUAAAUUUAACAUUCGCUC
Molecule: messenger RNA, 674 nt
Organism: Volvox carteri f. nagariensis
Lineage: Eukaryota; Viridiplantae; Chlorophyta; Chlorophyceae; Chlamydomonadales; Volvocaceae
Exons: 3
Coding region: 90-401 (103 amino acids)
Source: RefSeq, a predicted model, not a curated record